Molecule: messenger RNA, 858 nt
Organism: Papaver somniferum (opium poppy)
Lineage: Eukaryota; Viridiplantae; Streptophyta; Magnoliopsida; Ranunculales; Papaveraceae
Product: AAA-ATPase At3g28600-like
Exons: 2
Coding region: 1-858 (285 amino acids)
Molecular function (GO): ATP binding; ATP hydrolysis activity
Source: RefSeq, a predicted model, not a curated record
AUGGUUCCUAACGAAACCCUCGCUGAUACCUACGGGGGCAUUACAUUCAAAUGGUCUUUUAAAGUUUCUACGACGGAAUCUUCGUACAACCCGGAUGUUGAUCAUACGGCGAAGAAUCGAUAUUUAGAGCUUUCUUUCGAUGCGAAGAACAAAGAUUUUGUCCACUCAAAUUAUAUACCUUACAUUUUAAAAGAAGCUGAGACAAUAAAGUUCCAAAAUAGAGGGAAACGUCUGUAUAGUAACCGUGAAGGAAAGACUAGUCUGAUUGCUGCCAUUGCUAAUUUCCUAGGAUUCGAUGUUUAUGACAUCGAAUUAACAGCAGUGAAAAAUAAUUCUCAGUUAAGAAAGCUCCUGGUUGCGACAACAAGCAGAUCCGUGAUUAUCAUUGAAGAUAUCGAUUGCUCCUUAGAUCUUUCAAACCGAACACCUAACAAGAAUGUCAGCACUAGUGUAAAUAACGCCAACGCCAGUAUGGAUACCACAAAAAAUGGAAGCAGUACUGUAAGCUUGUCUGGUGUUUUAAACUUUGUCGAUGGACUUUGGUCUUCUUGUGCUGGAGUGAGAUUGAUCAUAUUUACAACGAACCAUAAAGACAAACUCGAUCCUGCUUUACUUAGACCCGGUCGAAUGCAUAAGCAUAUCCAUCUCUCUUAUUGCAAUUUUAAUGCGUUUAAGAUCCUGGUUAAGAACUAUUUGUUAAUAGAAGAACAUGAGGUAAUGAAGGAAGUUGAAGAGUUGUUAGGAAUGGUCAAGAUAACACCAACUGAUGUUGUAGAGCUUCUCAUUGGUUGUGAUGAUGACCCAGGGUUGGGUUUGAGAAAUGUGGUCGAAGAGAUUGAAAUUCAUCAAAACAGGUAA